Molecule: messenger RNA, 1137 nt
Organism: Chaetomium fimeti
Lineage: Eukaryota; Fungi; Ascomycota; Sordariomycetes; Sordariales; Chaetomiaceae
Exons: 3
Coding region: 306-875 (189 amino acids)
Source: RefSeq, a predicted model, not a curated record
CCCACCCACUGUCUCACGUUAGGGGUUAUCCUAGUUAGAACAUUGUCAUUCGUCAUCCGUCAUCCGUCUCAUCUUCCUCGCCCGCUUCCCAGAAUAGCGAGGAGACAAUAAUGACGACAACGAUGAACGCUCAGACCAGGAAAUUAGAUACAAACGACUCACCAACGGCCCAUCGGCUCCCGGGACUGGCAUAUAACGCACCACACCCGUUGUCUCGACUCCAUCCUUCCUUUCUACCUCGCCCUCCGGCUUCUCAACCUUGUCCUUCGACUUCUCAAUCUUAAUUACCAAGGUAUAUAAUAGCAAUGGAUACUCUAGGAAGCUUCUUCAAUGGCCGCAUUGCGCGGUCCCUGCUGGGUGUCAACAACUUUAUCAUCUUGGCCUCUUCAAUCAUCAUCACCGGCAUCCUGUCGUAUUUCCUGCACUGGGGCUAUCGAGGGACACAUCUGGUAUACAACGAGGUUAUCGCUGUCCUCACGCUCUUCUUUUACCUCAUCGCCAUGGUCCUCCCAGCACUGAAGUCGUACCGUGGAUACCUGCUACCGCUCAAUCUAGCGUUGACGUAUCUGUGGCUCACCUCACUUAUCUUCUCAUCCCAAGAGUAUAGUGGAAACCGAUGCCGUUACUCCUACUACUCUUCGAGAGCAGUCAGUCGUUGCGGUUUAAAGCACACAGUUCAAGCUUUCUACAUCAUCGGAUUCGCCUUCCUUCUGUUCAACACCAUUCUCGAGGCUCUGAUGUGGGCCAGCCAUCGGCGCAACCGACAAACGGGCGUCGCCGAUCCCGAGAAGGAUCGUCCGUUGACGACCACCACUGGCAAUACAACAGUUACGGGGGCGACGAAUGGAGAUCGCGUCGCGCAGGCCCCUGUUUGAAGGGCCAGUUGGCCGAUAAAAGGUGACAUCGGCAGUCGAGUUGGCACCAAGAGAAGCAGUACCCAGUGCGUUAAAUGGGGAGCGUAACGCCUCCACGCUGUUCACUGUAUGAUUGAUGCGGAAAGGUGGCGGUCGCUCGUGUGGGUGGUUGCGGCAUUUCCUAGUAGGCUGUCGAAAAGUUGGCAUUGUGUCAUAUUAUAUCCGGUAUUGUUUCCAAUGUUCGUUUGUAUCUGGAUAAUCCAUACUUUCAGUCGUACUUCAA